Rotaria socialis is the source of this 513-nucleotide messenger RNA. The record is from the annotation of a GenBank genome assembly. Lineage: Eukaryota; Metazoa; Rotifera; Eurotatoria; Philodinida; Philodinidae.
AUGAAUGCUAAUUCCAAUUUAUCACCAACGAAUAAAGAUUCCACACUUAUGGAUACAUCUUCAAAUUUGAAUACGAUUCAACCAGCUACAUCUCAUGAUGAACAAUAUCAAUCUACUAAUGAUCUGUUUUCAGCAGCAUCAAAUAAUGCUACAUCAUCAGUUAAUAAUAUGGUAUCAUCAUUAACAAUUUCAAAGUCAGUUACAAAUUCUAUGGUUGAUUAUGAAUAUCCAUCGAUGAGACCAGAACUCAAUUCUGAAUGUAGAUGUAGUCGAACAAAUUAUACAAGUUAUCAACUACUUGAAUUAGAAAAAGAAUUCCAUUGUAACAAAUACUUAUCGCGUUCGCGACGAACUGAAGUGGCUCGUAACCUUGAAUUAACUGAACGACAAAUUAAAAUUUGGUUUCAAGGUCGUCGACAUAAGUGGCAACAUGAAAGGUGUAAAUCACGUAAUGAUUCACAUGUUGAACUUGAAUCAAAUGCAACAAAUCAUGGUCAAAAUCAUCGUUCAUAA